AUUCAGUUUGGGGACCUUUGCCUGCACGUUGCUGCAGUGUUGGACAUUUCCAAACCAAUCAUUACCGAGUCCUGACGCAAAAAAAAGGGUCGACGGGUGCUUGAAACUGCAAAACUACCGGGGUGGUCAAAGUCGCUAGCGGACGUUUUUUUUGUCACCGUUUCUCUGCUUCUCCUCAACAUGGGCGGGGACACCACUGAAAGCCUUGUUCCAAGCAGCAAGACUCCACAAUGGGUCAUUGGAGUGUGUGCAAUGGACACAAAGGCACGAUCAAAGCCCAUGAGAAACAUUCUCAAUCGAUUGCUUUCGAGUGGUGAUUUUGAAGCAGUGGUAUUUGGUGACAAGGUCAUUUUGGAUGAAGAUGUUGAAAAUUGGCCAAGCUGCGAUUUCUUCAUUUCCUUCUUCUCCAAUGGAUUUCCGCUACAAAAGGCUAUUGACUAUGUGCAGCUCCGUCGACCCUUUUGCGUCAAUGACGUUCCCAUGCAACAGGUCCUGUGGGACAGACGCUUGGUCUUGCAGAUCCUGGAUGCUGUUAAUGUACCUACGCCGCGCAGAUUGAUCACCCAUUGUGGUGAUGAUCCCGUUGUUCCUCAGAAUACUCUGGAUCGGCUCAAUAAGCUUGGAAUACAAAUUCCGACUGGUCCGCAGCCAGUGGUUCAUGCGGAAAUGGUUGAUGAGGAUACGAUAAGGGUUGGAGACCAGCUUAUUAAAAAGCCUUUUGUGGAGAAACCAGUGUCUGGAGAAGAUCAUAAUAUCUUCAUUUACUACUCUCGAGCAAUGGGCGGGGGAGUUCGUAAACUCUUUAGAAAGGUGGGGAAUAAGUCAAGCGAAUUUUGCCCGGAACUUGUUGAGAUCAGAACCGAUGCCUCCUAUAUUUAUGAAGAGUUUAUGAAUGUCGACAACGCUGAAGACGUCAAAGUUUAUACUGUCGGUGACAGGUACAAUCAUGCGGAAACGCGAAAAUCCCCGGUAGUCGAUGGCAUCGUUCGCCGUAACGCCGAAGGCAAGGAAAUCCGUUACGUGACACCGUUGAACCCAGAGGAAGUGGAGAUGGCGAAGCGCGUCACACUGGCCUUUGGUCAGACCGUAUGUGGCUUCGAUCUGCUGAGAACUAACGGAAAAUCCUACGUGAUCGACGUGAACGGGUGGUCCUUUGUAAAAGGCAACGAUGAUUAUUACGAUAAGUGCACAACCGUGCUUCGUCAACUGUUCUUGGAACAUGCCGCCACAGUUCAGCCUGGCAAACUGCACAAGGAGCCUAGCAUUGAGAACCAAUGGAAGUUGAAAGCGUUCCUGUCCGUAUUACGGCAUGCCGACCGAACUCCGAAGCAGAAGAUGAAGUUUAUCUUCCGCAGCCCACCUUUUAUGGACUUGCUAGACAAAGGCGAAGGCGAGAUGGUCUUCAAGAAGCCUGAGCAGCUUCAACGUGUUUCCGAUGCGUGUCGUCAAGCACUAGAGGAAGGAUUAGAGGACAAGAGUAUUCUAGAACAGCUCCGUGAAGUGAUGACAGCUAAGGCACAUCUGUCAGGAACAAAAGCUCAGAUAAAGCCUUUAUUCAACAAGGCAAGCAGGAUGGUUGACAAAGUCCAGCUCAUCGUCAAGUGGGGCGGCGAGUUUACCCAUGGCGGACGACAUCAGACCAAGGAUCUGGCAGAGAAUUUGCGGAAAGAUCUCAAGAUUAUCAACCGCGAUCUUCUGGAAGAUGUCAAAAUAUACAGUAGCUCCGAACAGCGCGUUACAGCCACAGCCGACAUCUUUAUUCGAUCCUUCCUCCACCUUGCUGAAGCACCGCAGAACUCUAUCGUUGUAAGCAAAGAGAUGCUGGAUGAUUCCAAUGCUGUGAAGGAGCAAACGGAGGCCGUCAAAGUCAGGCUCCAGGAGAUCUUGAACCCGAAUCAUUCUGCAACUUUGCCUUUGAACGACCUUCCGCCGGACGUAAAUCCACCCACAUAUGUUCAGGAUAUGAUUGAUAUCCUGAAAACAUUACGGGUCACAAUGAGGGAGAACUAUGAAAGACUGGAAGUGGAAUCUAUCCAGCGACGAUGGUGUUGUGCAGAGACGCCCUGGCUAUUCAAGGAACGUUGGGAGAAACUCAUGAAAGACUUUUGCGACGUGGAGCGAAGCUCUUUUGAGCCUUCAAAAGUUUCGGAACUUUACGAUUCGCUAAAGUAUGACCUGAUACAUAACCGUGAUUUUUGUGAAGCCAUCUUUGCGUCAGAAGUUCACGGCCGUGAUUUACUUAAGCAGCUGUAUUACAAGUCCAAAGUGAUGUUUGACUUUGUUGCCCCGCGAGAGUACGGCAUUGAGGAUAAUGAAAAGCUUGAAAUUGGCGUUCUCAGUUCCGUUGUCCUACUAAGACAGCUUGUGGCGGACCUCCAAGCGGCGCGCUCUUCACCAAAGCCGAGCACCAGAUUUUACUUUACAAAGGAGAGCAAGAUUAUUUCUCUUUUAAACAUUGUCCUGCUGUGUGGUUUGCCUACCCGAGUUGAGAAAGUUGAUGAGCUUGACUACUUGACUCAGAUUACCUUUGAACUGUAUGAGCGUCAUCGCGGUCUGGGGGCGGAUGACCCCGAUACGAGCGAGUUCUCACUUCGUAUUGGGUUCAGCCAAGGUGCCCAUAGUCCGAACCUUAUUGAUUUGCAUCUGGAUAGUCGACACUCUCUAUCUGUUGCACCCAGGAUAUGGAUAAGCGAUCAUGUUUCUCUGGAUGAAGCCCUUGGCUUCCUCACACCGCGUAUCAGUGGAAGUAAUAGCCCGAAAGAAGGACGACGCUAAACCUUGUCCCUUCCGCAUAUUAUUUAUUUAUUACACAUGGUGGGCAGCUUGUGAAUUGCAUGCACAGGACUGUCCCUACAUAAUACAUACACAUCUUUGGGCAUGCUA
Molecule: messenger RNA, 2883 nt
Organism: Spizellomyces punctatus DAOM BR117
Lineage: Eukaryota; Fungi; Chytridiomycota; Chytridiomycetes; Spizellomycetales; Spizellomycetaceae
Product: inositol polyphosphate kinase VIP1
Exons: 14
Coding region: 181-2775 (864 amino acids)
Biological process (GO): inositol phosphate biosynthetic process; inositol metabolic process
Cellular component (GO): cytosol
Molecular function (GO): diphosphoinositol pentakisphosphate kinase activity; ATP binding; metal ion binding
Source: RefSeq, a predicted model, not a curated record